AUGGGUUCUGAUCAAAAUACUCUUCUUCCUCUUCACCUCCCGGUCAUCGAUUUCUCAAACAAAAACCUGAAACCAGGAGAGCAAGAAUGGGACUUAAGCAGAGCUCAUGUCAAGAAAGCUCUACAAGACUACGGCUGCUUCGAGGCCUCAUUCGAUAAAAUCCCUAUCGAGCUACGAAAAUCGAUUUUCCAGUCCUUAGAAGAGCUUUUCGACUUACCAUUACAGACCAAACUGAGAAACGUCUCCAAGAAACCAUUCCAUGGAUACGUAGGUCAAUACCCAAUGGUGCCACUAUACGAGAGCAUAGGCAUUGAUGGUUCUAACGUUCCAGCCAAAGUCGACACCUUUACCAAAACCCUUUGGCCUCAAGGCAACAAAACUUUCAGCAAAACGAUACAGUCGUUUUCAGAGAAGUUAUCAGAGCUUGAUGUAACUAUAAGAAGAAUGAUCAUGGAGAGCUUUGGACUCGUGAGCUACAUCGAUGAACAUCUUCUCUCGACUAACUACCUCCUAAGAGUGAUGAAAUACAGAGGACCUGAAACAGAGGAAACAGAGUUGGGUCUAAACGCUCAUACCGAUAAAAACAUUGUCACCAUUCUUUACCAAAACCAUGUUGAGGGUCUAGAGGUACAGACGAAAGACAAGAUUUGGAUCAAAGUGAAGCCGUCACAAGACUCUUUCAUCGUCAUGAUCGGAGAUUCUCUCCAGGCGUUGCUGAAUGGUCGUUUACACUCUCCUUAUCACCGUGUGAUGAUGACGGGAACAGAGACGAGAUACUCUCUCGGAUUGUUCUCGAUUCCGAAAGCAGGACAUGUCGUGACUUCACCAGAUGAGCUCGUGGACGAAACGCAUCCUCGGAUGUUUAAGCCUUUUGAUCAUGUCGAGUUCCUUCAAUUCUACUACACAGAAGCAGGACAGAGAUCUCAAUCUGCUCUUAAGACGUACUGUGGAAUGUGA
Molecule: messenger RNA, 957 nt
Organism: Microthlaspi erraticum
Lineage: Eukaryota; Viridiplantae; Streptophyta; Magnoliopsida; Brassicales; Brassicaceae
Source: the annotation of a GenBank genome assembly